Messenger RNA from Osmerus eperlanus (European smelt), 3285 nucleotides. RefSeq names its product SPARC (osteonectin), cwcv and kazal like domains proteoglycan 3 (gene spock3). The transcript has 11 exons. Gene Ontology annotation, biological process: anatomical structure development. Gene Ontology annotation, molecular function: extracellular matrix binding; protein binding; calcium ion binding. The record is from RefSeq and is a predicted model, not a curated record. NCBI's taxonomy places the organism in Eukaryota, Metazoa, Chordata, Actinopteri, Osmeriformes, Osmeridae. Bases 155 to 1336 code for a protein of 393 amino acids.
GUGCGUGACGCGCGCGCCCGCGCUCAGUGCGGAGAGAGAGAGAGCGCAAUAGAGAGAGAGGGGGAUAGAGAAGAAGCGAGGAUCUCGUGGCAUACGACAGUACCAAGAACACAUAACGGGAAGCUAUAUGCGACAGCAGUAGAAUACUGAUAAGAUGCUGAGCGUUGCCACACUGUGUGUGUCUGUCGUCGCUUUUGGACAGGUCUGCGCUCGCUCAGACAACGGGAAUUUUCUGGAUGAUAAGUGGCUGACUGGGAGAUGGGACAAAUUUCGGGAUGAGCCAGGAACAUGGACACCAGGAAAACCUUUCGAUCAAGCCCUUGACCCUGCCAAAGACCCCUGUCUGAAGAUCAAGUGUGGCCGCCACAAGGUGUGUGUGGCCGAGGACUACCAGACCGCCACCUGUGUCAGCCAGAGGAGAGUCAGCUUUAAGGAUGCAGGUCUCCUCCAGAGUCCGGGGUCAAAGUGCAAACAGUGCCCUGUCGUUCACCCCACCCCCGUCUGUGGCACCGACGGACACAGCUACUCCACCAAGUGUAAGUUGGAGUACCAGGCGUGUAUUACAGGGAAGAAGAUUGCGUUGAAGUGUCCUGGCCUGUGUCCCUGUCCCACCCAGCCUGACCAAAGCAGCACAGAGAAGAGAGUGUGCAGUGAGUCAGACCUGAAGGAGGCAGUGGGUCGUCUCAGGGAUUGGUUCAGGGUGCUCCAUGAGAACGGGAAUCACAAGAGAGUCAAGAUCCAGAAACCAGAGAUGAACAAGUUUGAACCCGGGGCAUUGCCUAUUUGCAAGGAUCCUCUGGGAUGGAUGUUCUCCCGUCUAGACACCAACUUCGACCUCCAGCUGGACCAAUCAGAGCUCAGCAGCCUGGACCGGAACGAGCCUUGCUCCGAGGCGUUCUUCCACUCCUGUGACACACACGCAGACAAAGUGCUCAGCAGCACCGAGUGGUGCACCUGCUUCCAGAGGCAUACAGAUUCGCCCUGUAAGUCAGAGCUGUCCAACAUCAACAAGAAGCAGGCGGGAAAGAAGCUGCUAGGUCAGUACCUGCCGACAUGUGAUGAGGAGGGGUACUACAGGUCACACCAGUGCCACAGCAGCAGUGGCCAAUGCUGGUGUGUGGAUCGCUAUGGCAAUGAAGUAGCUGGCUCAAGGAGCCACGGGCCCGCAGACUGUGGUGUGGUCUUAGAGUCUUCUGGAGACCUUGGCAGUGGAGACUCGCUCUUCUCUGACGAUGACGAUGAUGAAGAUUCCUUCGUCCUGAAUGACGAGGCCAGAAUGGACGACGGGGACGACGAAGACGAGGAUGAUGACGAGGAUGAUGAAUAUCUGUCUUAAUCAUUUACUUAUGUAUAGAAAUGAAAAUUCCUAACUGCUUGGUCAAACUGCACGUUUUAGGUGAACCCCCAGACAGAUAUUUAUCGUACUAACAGCCUAUGGACUACAACUGUGUCUUCUGUUAAUAAUUUACUACCGAUGUUCCUGGUUAAUGUUCAUGAUUUCUCUUUCUGUCUGACCUAACGUAUGAUUGGCGGCUGCUGCCGUGGUGGCAUCCAAUCAGAAAAUAUUUUCAGGACUAACAUAGCCUAGGGCUCAUCCUCAGCCAACACUGUGCUGUGGACAAGGUCAUAUGUGAGACAACUCCUCGCCUCAUUGGACGGACAACGUCCUAUAAUGAGCCCUGUCCUAAUAUUGAGCACUCUGACCGUGUUGUUCAAGAGAUUCUUCCCUUCUUUUCCUCUUAUUCCUCCCUUAUUCCCCUGUAAGAGAUAAGAGAAUAUUGUACUUGUUUGGGUUAUUUUCAUUCUGAUUUGCCAACUAAAAUGUUGUGGAUAAGCGGUUAGAUAUGCUUCUUUAGAGAGAAAAUGAAAAUAUAAAAGCCAGUGCACAGAACUUACAAUCAGAACUGUUCCUGCGACAAUGUAGGAAAAGGAGUUUUAUUGCAGUAGCCUCCAAAUGACAUUUCUCCAAACUCCCCACGUAAUCAGAACUGAAGAAAAGAAUAGGUGAUUCUAUUUUUCUAUUGCAUUGUUUCUGUAAUGCAGGACGUGAACGGAUUUGGUCUAAGCAUGCCUUUCACUGAGUUCAGCACAGUAUUAAUUUACAGACUAGCAUAGCAAGGGAGUAGCAGCUCUCUGUGAUGACUUCACUCAGCAUGGACAGAAAAAAAAGAAAAACUACACUGACAGCAUAAACUCUUACCCACAAUCCCCAGUAAAAGUGUAACUGACCUGUCCACUUAUCCCAUUUUUAUUGUCUUUGGGUGUGGAGUCAGAAAUAUUGUUGACAUUGCACAGUGCAACAGAGCAGUGCAACAGAUUUUAAUGUAUGUUAAUGUUUGAGUUUGAGUAGAGCAAAUACAGUAUUUAAAUGUUUAAAAAUUAUAACAUGACUUUUAAGUAUACAAUGUAACUCAGCAUUCUUUAUUACACACACACACACACACGCGCACACACACACACGCACACACACCGCAACCAUGUGGUGGUGGACGUCUGCUCUGGCUAGGACUGUGUAAAGGUGUGCCUUUCCCUAAGCAGACACACAGAGAUGGUAGCGUUGAUGGGUUACGGGUUAGAGCUAAACGAGCACACUCGACAUACAGCCUUCAUUGCGCUCCAUAAGGGUGUCGCAAGCCUGCUAAGCACGUUGGACAGCUCAUUAGACACCUUCAGACAUGAUCUUAACUCUUACUCAAGUGUUUCAUACGGCCAGGUCUGGUUUUCUUCUCAUGAGUUGUUACGUAGAUUAGAAUGUAGAGAAGCACACAGCUAAGCUAAGAAGUUCAACCACACAUACAUUCUGCUGGAAUCCACAGUGUUUUUAUAUAUUAGUACAGUGUCUAUGAACGUUGAUUAGACAGCAUCGAAAGAGUAUUUCAAUGUUAUCUGUUAUGAUGAGUUAAGCUUGACAAUGAGGCAGUCAGACAUUGUUAGUCUAGUGUACCUUUGAGUUACACACCGUUUGAAAAUACAUACAGACCUGACCAUGAAAAAUGGAUGGCCUUGCAUGUGGACCAUAGGGCAACUGGAAUCCCAUCGUAAGAACGGAAAAGUAUUGUCCACUUGUUAAAAUUUAUAUUUAAAUGUACUUUGGGGACUUGACUGAAAACCCUCAAAAUGGUGGACCUCCAUAGUAAAACUUUUAGCAUCCGCUCACCAAGGAAACUAAAGUUCCGCUCAUGAUUAAUCUGAUAUAGAAGUAUUGUUCUAGAGGUAUGACACACAUGCAUUUUUUACAGUGUAUGUAUGAUUUGAUGAAAUAAAAACAAUAUUGACUAAAGUCAA